AGUAGACGGGACCUUAGCUGUGAGAAGCCCCUACCUCCGGGGUCCAUGGGGCUGCCCUUCCUGGGAGAGACUCUCCAGCUGGUCCUGCAGAGAUACAAAUUCCUCAAGAUGAAAGUCCGAAAGUACGGCCACAUCUACAAGACCCAUCUUUUCGGGAACCCGACUGUGCGGAUCAUGGGAGCUGAGAAUGUGAAGCACAUUUUGCUGGGCGAGCAUAAGCUGGUGUCGGUGCAGUGGCCCGCCUCUGUCAGGACCAUCCUGGGAGCCGGCUGCCUCUCCAGCCUCCACGACUCCGAGCACAAGCACAGGAAAAGGGUGAUCUUGAAAGCCUUUUCCCGAGAAGCUUUAGAGAACUACAUCCCAGUGAUGGGCGAGGAGAUUAGGGCCGGGGUCAGGCGAUGGCUGGAGAGCGGCUCCUGCGUGCUGGUUUACCCCGAAAUGAAACGCCUGAUGUUCGGCAUCGCCAUGCGGAUCCUGCUGGGCUUCGAGCCCACACACACCACCCGGCAGACACAGCAACAACUCAUCGAGGCCUUCGAGGAGAUGAUUCGCAAUCUUUUCUCCCUGCCCAUCGAUGUGCCGUUCAGCGGCUUAUACCGGGGGCUGAAGGCUCGGAAUGUGAUCCACGCAAAAAUCGAAGAGAACAUAAGGAAAAAGGUGGCGAGACGCGAGGCCACGGCUCAGUUCAAAGAUGCCCUGCAGCUGCUGAUCGAGCACUCAGAGCAGAGUGAGCAACCCCUGCGUUUACAGGAACUGAAAGAAUCUGCUACCGAGCUGCUGUUUGGAGGACAUGAGACAACAGCCAGUACAGCCACCUCCCUGGUCACUUUCCUGGCGUUACACCCUGCGGUGCUGCAAAAAGUCAGAGAGGAAUUGCAAGAACAGGGAUUACUGAACAGCGACGCUACAGAGGACAAACAAAUCACCAUUGAACUCCUGGAACAACUUAAAUACACCGGAAGCGUAAUCAAAGAAACUCUUCGACUGAGUCCCCCGGUCCCUGGAGGAUUCCGCGUGGUCCUAAAGACCUUUGUGCUGAACGGUUAUCAGAUACCAAAAGGCUGGAAUGUUAUUUACAGUAUCUGUGACACACAUGACGUAGCAACCAAUUUCUCGAAAAAGGACGAGUUCAACCCGGAUCGCUUCAUGGAGGGCUGCUCAGAAAAAGAUUCCUGCAGAUUCAGCUAUAUCCCAUUUGGUGGAGGCUCCAGAAGUUGUGUGGGCAAAGAGUUUGCCAAGAUCCUCCUCAAGAUCUUCACAGUGGAACUCGUCAGGGGUUGUGACUGGGAACUUUUAAACGGGCCUCCAACAAUGAAAACCAACCCCACUGUAUAUCCAGUGGACAACUUGCCCACAAAAUUCACACCAUUCCCGUACAAAAUGUGACCUAUUCACAACACCAGAACUCUGAAUAUCACCAUCUACAUGCAGACUUUUACAGGUCCUUUAUUAUUGCAUUGCAGCCAAUAUACCGAUAUAUCAAAAUAUCUUUCAGAAAGUCACUUGGUGGGUUGACAAAUAUGGCAGAAGCUUUAUUAUCUCAUUUUUAAAAAUGAGAUUUUGUUCAGGUCUUGUGAAGUUGAAAAUAUUCUUCCCACCCCCCCACCAAUCUUUUUGCUUUUUUCUUCCACAAAGUGAAGAUCAAACUUUCACGCAGAUAUGUUUUUAUUAAUUCUGUAAAUAAGCUAUUUUAUACUACUGUAUUUGUAAUCUUAAACUACUGCUUUUAGAUUAUGAAUUAUUUAAAUACAUUGUAGCUUUGUAAUGCAACUGCUAAUUUAUGUUAAGCCUUGGACUGUAAAUAUUAUAAUUUAAAGAACAGGCUGCCUGGCAAACAUUACAAGUAUAUUUCAAGCACUAGGCCAUGAACCAUAUGGAUACAUGGCAAGAGAGG
Molecule: messenger RNA, 1894 nt
Organism: Carcharodon carcharias (great white shark)
Lineage: Eukaryota; Metazoa; Chordata; Chondrichthyes; Lamniformes; Lamnidae
Gene: cyp26a1
Product: cytochrome P450 26A1
Exons: 7
Coding region: 46-1386 (446 amino acids)
Biological process (GO): sterol metabolic process
Molecular function (GO): monooxygenase activity; heme binding; iron ion binding
Source: RefSeq, a predicted model, not a curated record